This is a messenger RNA of Diospyros lotus (date-plum), 357 nucleotides long. RefSeq lists its product as uncharacterized. Lineage: Eukaryota; Viridiplantae; Streptophyta; Magnoliopsida; Ericales; Ebenaceae. The transcript has a single exon. The record is from RefSeq and is a predicted model, not a curated record. The coding region runs from base 1 to 357 and encodes 118 amino acids.
AUGGCUAGUCAAAUAGAAAGACCGUUGUAUGCUGACCCAAUGACAGAGGAUAGAUCAAGAUUCAGUUAUGCUAGGGUGUGUGUUGAUGUCAAUGUCAGCUCAAAAUUUCCCAAGUUUAUUGAUAUAGAUCAGGGCUAUGAUGAAGCCACUGGUGAACGUCGUAUAUCUAGACUCCAGAUUGAAUAUCAGUGGAUUCCAUCGAUUUGUUCACAUUGUAAGGUUUUUGCUCACUCUGACUCCCAGUGCCCAAAGAAACCUAAACCAGACCCUAAUUAUAUUGAAAAGCCAAAGAGGGAGAUGGCUUCAUUAGAGUGCAAAGUAAGAAAGGCAAGACUCAAGAUAAGGGUAAGGAAGUAA